Molecule: messenger RNA, 3096 nt
Organism: Pneumocystis carinii B80
Lineage: Eukaryota; Fungi; Ascomycota; Pneumocystomycetes; Pneumocystales; Pneumocystaceae
Exons: 9
Coding region: 1-3096 (1031 amino acids)
Biological process (GO): protein deubiquitination; double-strand break repair via homologous recombination
Molecular function (GO): ubiquitin binding
Source: RefSeq, a predicted model, not a curated record
AUGAGCAAAUACAAUAUUCAGUAUGUCCUACCUCUUUAUGGAGGGAAAAAAGGGCAUCGGCUAGGACUAAAUGUAGUUACGAUUGAUGAUAUUGAAAACGGAGAACGUCUUUAUACGGCAGGUCGAGAUGGGAUGAUUUUUUCGUGGAAUCUUAAACGUUGUUUCGGGGAGAAGAAAGGAUUUGAAGAAGAAAGAGAUAAAAAAGGGAUAUAUAAAGAGGACCUAAGUGAUAUUUUGGACGAGAAAGACGUAAAAGAAAAUUUUGAUGCGCAUAUAAUAAGAAAAAAAGCGCAUACAAUCCAUGCUUUAGAUAAAUCGGGGACCAAUUAUACGGGGAAUUAUACGGGGAAUUAUACGGGGAAUUAUACGGGGAAUAAUAUGGGGAAUAAGGGGAUUUUUAAAGAUAAAGGACCAUUAUAUCAUUCAGAGGUUCAGGCACAUAUGCAUUGGGUGAAUGAUUUGGCAUUGGUAGAUUUAUCAAGAUUUAGUAAAGAUUAUAAAUUGAAAAAUCAAGCUAAUUGGAUAGUUAUUUCAUGUUCAUCGGAUCAUAGUAUUAAAAUGUGGAAAACGGAUAAUUUUGAGUUAGAAGCGGUUACAAUUGGUAAACAUGAAGACUUUGUUAAAUGCCUGGCUAUACCGAAGAAUUGUUCUACAUGGAUUGCAUCGGGGGGUUUAGAUCGAAAAAUUAAUAUAUGGGAUUUACAUAGUCAAGAGAAAGUUUUAGAUAUUGAUACAAGCGUAGAAGGAUCUAAAGGAGGGGUGUAUGCUUUAGGUGCUAAACAAGAAUUAAUUACUAGUGGAUGUUCGGGAGGAGUGGUUCAUGUUUGGGACAAACGAUCGGGACAGUCUAUAGUAAGUUUUACAGAUCAUAAAGAUGCGAUUCGAACUAUACUUGUAUCAGAUGAUGGAGAAACGAUUUUAUCAGGAUCAUCGGAUACAACAAUCAAAGCAUGGUCUUUAAAGGAAAGACGGUGUUUACAAACGUUUACGAUGCAUGAAAGUAGUGUUUGGUCAUUAUUUUCAAAGGACUCAAGGUUGCAUACAUUUUAUUCAGGAGAUCGAUCGGGAUAUUUAAUGAGGACUCGAACGAUGCUAUUAUCAGGGGAAGAAAAUGUUUCGUAUAUUAUAUGUCGUGAACAAAGCGGUAUAAACAGGAUUGCAGCAAUUGAUUCUUUAAUAUGGACAUCUACGUCAUCACCUAAUAUUCAUUGCUGGCUCGAUGCACCUUUAGAUUCUACGAUACAAAAAUCUUUUAAUACAAGAAAAUCACAAGACAUUCCUAUAUUUUCGGGAAAAACGUUUACCGAGUCCUCUUUAGUUACCGAAUCCUUGGCAUCAUCUUAUGAUACAAAUAUGUUUGAAUCAAAUCAUAAGGAAAAUUCGAUAUCCAAUGAAUUUCACUUUUUGAACAACUGUUAUGUAUAUAAUAAAGAUCCUUUAGAACGUGAAAAAGAGAUUGUUCCAUUGAGAAAAUCACCGCAAUAUACUAUUCAAAGCCAAAUUGGACUAAUCAAACAUAUUUUAUUAAAUAAUCGUAUACACGUCUUAACCAUUGAUACACAAGGCGAAGUAUCCCUAUGGAACAUUGUUACGUGUGCACAUGUUAAAAAUUAUGGAAAAUGUGAUAUAAAUGAAUUGGAAAAAAAAUUGAAUACCCUCAAUUACGUUGCCAAUUGGUGUUAUGUUGAUACACGAAUCGGUGCACUUACUGUUUCUCUAAAUGAGAAUUCAUGUUUUGAUGCAGAAGUAUAUGCUGAUGAAAUCGAUAUUUGCAAAGAUUAUGGAUACAAUGAAGAUCAUAAAAUCAAUUUAGGGAAAUGGGUGCUUCGUUGUUUAUUUAAUAAUUUCAUAGAGGCUCAAAUAAAGAAUGAUAAUCAAUAUCGACAUUCCAUAAUGGAUAUUCCUUUAGAUGAUUUAAAAGUAAAUGAAACAUUAUUAUCCUUAAAUAACUUUCCUGACUUAAUUCAAAACGAUUCUCAAUCCAUACCUGAUAACCUAGAAACAUCUAAAAAAAUAUCAUCAGACGAAAAUAUUAAUAUCAUUGAUUCCAUUUCGGCUCAUUGUUCCUCCAAAGAGGUAUCUUCAAUACAUGAUAAUGAAAAUAAUAUAGAAAAGAAAUUAUCUUCUCUUGAUAUUUUAAACAAAGAAAAUAGAUUUUUUAAUAAGCAGGAUUCGAGUACCCAUAUGACUAAAUUAGAGGAAUCUCUUUUUGCUUCAAUUGACCUAAAUGAUCAUAACACAAGUAGUUUUACUUUUAUAGAUCGUUUAAGAUUUUUUCGAACAAAAAAAGUACUAAAAACAAUACCAAAAGAUUCGAAAGAACAAGACAAUCGUAAGUACAAAUUUUCAUUAUUUCUUUUAGCAUUAAAUAAUAAAGUUCAAAACAUCGAAAAAAAAGACACAUUAUCUACCGACCCGAAGAACUUUCAACCAUUACUUGACCCUGAAACACAGAAAACGAACGUUCUUCAUAUUAAUCAUUUCGUGUCAGAUAUUAUCAAUAGUCUUCAUAAUGAUUAUCGAUCUUUUAGAUUAUCACAUCCAGACAUGCUCAUUGCUACAAAAAUUUAUCCAAUACGCUCUGAUGAAGCACCUAUUCUUCAACUUCCCCAUAAUACUAUUUUGAUCAUAUCAAAAGAAGAGUUUGUUACGAAGAAUACUAUAAAUGUAUAUAAAGGAAAAAUCGCUUGUAUUAUUCAACAUGUCGAUAUUUUAGAAAAUGUUUUACCAGCAUGGCUAGGAAAUAUGCUUCUUUUCAACAAAAUUCCAAACGGAGAGAUACAAAAAAUCAAUUUUAUCCUUCAACCGUAUCAAAAUUCCCACCUUCCAAAAAUAUAUGAUGAAAAUAAAGAAUGUAUAGCAUCCGGAAUGUUGCGAGUUGGAAAAAUCUUAACUUAUAUCUUAAAACAUUUUAAUAAAAUAGAACUUUUGGAUACUAACCCAGAAAAUUAUUUGCAAUUAAUAUGCAACAAAGAAGUUUUGUCAAUUAAGACCACCCUAAUUACCAUAAAAACUCGUAUUUGGAAAUCAAAAGGAAGCAUAAUUUUGCAUUACCGUCCUUUAAAUCAAGAGAUAUACGAAACAUAUUUCAAAUAA